Messenger RNA from Topomyia yanbarensis, 1276 nucleotides. RefSeq lists its product as uncharacterized. Gene Ontology annotation, molecular function: sequence-specific DNA binding. NCBI's taxonomy places the organism in Eukaryota, Metazoa, Arthropoda, Insecta, Diptera, Culicidae. The transcript has 3 exons. The record is from RefSeq and is a predicted model, not a curated record. Bases 4 to 1038 code for a protein of 344 amino acids.
GCGAUGCCAUUUUUGAAACUACCACCCACUUCCAUAAAGAUAAGGAUACAAUCCGGAUGUUGUAUAAUAGGUUGUCAUUCGAAACGCAUAGGAAAUAUGGAAAAGUUUCCUCAGAGAAAAACGGCGUCGUUCGGAAAAUGGUCAGAGCUACUGGGAAUCACAACUGAGGAAGCAACUAACCUUCCCCUGUAUAUUUGUCGGAGGCAUUUCGCAACAACAGAUUACGUAACAGUUCGUUCUCGAUAUUUGAAAAUGAACGCUAUUCCCUCCCAGAACAUCGUGAGGAUGAUUAAAAUGCCAUAUAUGGAUCGAAGGAAAGUGAGGGAUUUGCCGACUCAAGCAUAUCUGACAGAUCACAGUUAUUGCAAGGAAGACUUGAAACCAAGAAGCAAUCGAUGUUGUUUUGUGCCAGGAUGUUCUAUAAAAAGUUCGAAAGGGAUAUUCUUGCACAAAUUUCCAGAGAAUAAGACAAUAGCGGAGGCCUGGAGACAUGCCAUCAAAUCAGUACACAAACCGACUCAGAAUUCCUUCAUUUGCAGCCAACACUUUCAUCAAAGUGAUUAUGUAUCAGGACGAAAUUUAUUGAAGAAUGGUGCUGUGCCUUGCCGCAAUUUACCUUCAACACUACUGGAGAAAACUCAAUCAGCACGAAGUAGUAAUAAUCCAUAUUUGCGAGCAUUCAGAAGUUUUCGGAAUCCAAAACCUACCUGUCCUUAUCGCGCCCUCGAUAGUAUAUCCAACGAGGAAGUGAAUCCCGUUAUUACAGCACAAACCAUGAGCAACAAAUCUAACGAUGAUAGCGCAGCAACAAAGGAAGAUAGUUGUCGGGAUUUUCCUACAGAUACAUACAAUAACGAAGGAUGUGAGGAAAAGGUGUCGUUUUUGUCAGAACUUCCUUUCUACGAAACCACUGAAAGAAUCUUUUUUAUUUAUUGUCGUCAAACAAGAGUAGACCGUUUUGUUACAACGAUAAAAUAUAGUAUACACUUAAAACAUAAAAUACUAAUAACUAAACUAAACACUAUCUGGUUUACAUAGCACUACUUUAGGAUGUUCUUUAUAAGCGAAUAGAAUUGAAAUAUUUUUUUAAUUUGCUUUUUGUCAUUGUUAAGUCAAUAGCUUCGCAGUGCUUGUUGUAAGUUGCCAUCAUCUGAUUUAAUGGUCCAAACUUGGCAUAAUUUGUACGAUAAUUGUUUGUUAUAAAUGUAUUUCGGAUUCGUAACUGCCGGGAAGGUAUAUAAAAAUUAAGUUUAGAUAGAAGUUCGACUGAAUCAAU